Hibiscus syriacus is the source of this 1862-nucleotide messenger RNA. RefSeq names its product pentatricopeptide repeat-containing protein At2g32630. The transcript has a single exon. The record is from RefSeq and is a predicted model, not a curated record. NCBI's taxonomy places the organism in Eukaryota, Viridiplantae, Streptophyta, Magnoliopsida, Malvales, Malvaceae. Gene Ontology annotation, molecular function: protein binding.
AUGUCAACUAAAAAAUUCGUAGGAAUAUUGGGAAAACCCCUUUCCAGUUCAUCAACAAACUCUAAGCCAGUAGCAGAAAUUACUGAAAUCCUCAUAAAAUCAGGCAUUAAACCCUUAAGAACCAAUUCAUCUUUGAUUUCCAAUCUCAACUCAAACUCAAUCAACCUCAUUCUUUCAAACCCAAAUCUCCCCAUUCAUUCGUAUACCCAAUUCUUCAGUUUUUUAAGAACAAACCCUUCCCUUUCUUCCCAAAAACCUAAUCUUCAAAUCCAUUUAACCUUCAUUCGCAGAUUGUACAAAGCUGGUAAAUUUGAAGAAAUCAAACAAGUAUUGAAAUUCAUUAUCUUUGAUGAUAAUCUUAGAUACUCAAUUGAAGAUAUGUUUUGUGUUGCUGGUUUUGAGUGUGAUGAUUCAAACUUCCUUGAAAAGCUGUCUGACUUGUUUUUCAGAGUUUGUGUAGAUAACAAAAGGUUUCAAGAGGCAAAUUCGGUUUUUGAUUAUAUGAAGAAAAUGGGAAUUAAGAUUGAUGAAAGGUCUUGUAUUUUGUAUUUGGUUGCAUUGAAGAAGUGUGAUAAAGGUGAUUCCUUUUUGGGUUUUUUUAGAAGAAUGGUUGAGUCUGGCGUGGAAAUUAGUGUUUAUUCUAUGACCAUUGUGAUUGAUGGAUUGUGUAGAAGAGGGGAAGUUGAGAAAGGUAGAGAGUUGAUGAAUGAAAUGGCUAGUAAAGGGGUUAAAGCUAAUGUUAUUACUUAUAAUACAAUUUUAAAUGCUUACGUUAAAAGGAAGGAUUUUGGGGUUGUUCCAGAGGUUUUGAGGUUGAUGGAGAGGGAGGAAGUGGAGUAUAAUGCUGCUACUUAUACCGUUUUGAUCGAGUACAUUGGAAAUAUUGGCAAGCAUGACGAAGUCGAGAAGGUGUUUGAUGAAAUGCGUGACAGAAGGGUGGAAGUGGAUGUUCAUCUUUACACUUCGAUGAUACGUUGGCACUGUUGUAGAGGGAGCAUUAAGAAAGCGGUUGCUUUGUUCGAUGAGUUGUCCGAGAAGGGCCUUGUUCCGAAUGCACAUGUUUAUGGGGCUUUGAUUAAUGGUCUCUGCAAGACCGGGCAGAUGGAGGCUGCGCAGCUGUUGCUGAACGAUAUGCAGAGUCGGGGAAUCUUGGUAAAUAGGGUGAUAGUUAAUACACUUCUACAUGGAUAUUGCAGAAAGGGGAUGAUGGAUGAUGCAUCGAGGUUAGUGUCUGCUCUGGAGAAUAAAGGUUUCGAGCCCGAUGUAUUUACUUACAACACAAUGGCUAGUGGGAUGAGUAGAUCGAAACGACAGGAGGAAGCGAAGAGAUGGUUGUUCGCCAUGGUAGAAAAGCGGUUGACGCUUAAUGCAGUCAACUUCACUACUCUGAUUCAUAUUCACUGCAAAGAAGGGAACAUCGUCGAGGCAAAGAAGUUGUUUCAACAGAUGCUGAGAAGGGGAGAGAGUCCGAAUAUUGUCACUUACAAUGCUCUCGCCGAUGGACAUAGCAAGAAAGGAGAGCUGAAAGAAGCAUAUAAGCUAAGGGAUGAGAUGGAAGGCACAGGGAUAAGUCCGGAUGUGUACACAUAAACAUCACUGGUGCACGGUGAAUGUGGUUUUGGGAAGGUAGAUGAAGCAAUGGAAGUGUUCAAUGCAAUGAGUGAGAAGGGCGUAGUUCCAAACGUAGCAACCUACACGGCAAUAAUUUCAGGGUUGUCCAAGAAUGGGAGAUCAGAUGAAGCUUUUAGGCUUUACAAUGAGAUGAUCAGUUUGGGGCAUGUGCCUGAUCAAAGAGUUUAUACCUCACUUGUCGGUAGCCUUCAUGCAAAUUAAGGCCGGUUCUUGUAUGCUACUUUACCUUG